CUGAAGCUGAAGGUGGAACUAGAGCGUCUGGAGAGCAGAAGAAACACACCGAACCAGAGCAGAUGUGAAUGUCAUCAGUGACGGUGAAUCUUGAGAGAUGUCUGGUGUGUCUGAUAGCAUCUGUGCAGGUGCAGCAGUCAUGUGCUUUUGAAGAACACACUGAUCUGAGGGCGUGGCCUCAUGUGGGAUGGGGGCGGGGCUAAUGAACACACAAGGGCGUCAUCUGACCCCGAAGCAGCCGCUCAUUCAGACAGUGUUUCAGGGAGUAACAUCUAAUGAUCCAGAAGCAGCACUGACACAAACAAACAAACACCUGAAGACUCCAGAGUUUAUUAAAUGCUGUUAAGAUCCGCCUGACAGCAACAUCCUCCAGGUUUCAGACGCAGCGCUGGUAACGGUUGGUGGGAGUGGCUGUGGCUUGCAGUGGGUGUGGCUCUGGGCAGUCGUGGGCGUGGUCACAGCUGUUACUUACUGCAGUGAGAUCAGACUGAUGUGAUGGAUGCAUAUAACACACAGAUCUGCAGGCCGCCGCUCAAUAGAGACGAUCUGUAUCCGCCUGAACCGCACCGCACAGCAUGAUGGGAAGUAAAAAAGCAAACAGGAGGUUUUCACUGGACAGCUCAGGGUAUCAUCUGGACAUCAGUGGAAGCGCAGCAAAGCCCAAGAACAGCAUGCUGAGAAGAUCUUCAGACAGCAGAGGCUUCCAGAGUCCAGACGAGACGCAUCUGGAGUUCCUGGAGCACAGCGGCAGCGGCUCACGCAGAUCCAUGAGUAUAGAGGAGGAGGCUGGAUCCGGCGUUCGUAAUAGCUUCAAGAGCCACAACAAAACCUUCCACAAACUCUUCCCUGAGGUCCCCGAGACGGAGGAUCUGGAACACGUGCACACCUGCGCCCUGCAGAAGGAGGUGAUUUACCACGGUAAGAUGUACCUGUCCAGUCAACACAUCUGCUUCCACUCGUCUGUGCUGCUGAAGGACACCAAGGUGAUGAUCCACAUGUCCAGCGUUCAGAGCAUAAAGAAGAAACACACAGCUAAGAUCGUUCCCAACGCCAUCGCCGUCAUCACCACAGACGGACACAAGUAUCUGUUCGUGUUGUUUCUGAAUCGAGAAGCGUGCUUCAAACUGCUGCAGUCGCUCUGUACACAGCUGCAGAUGGAGAGCAGCAGCUGGAAAUCCUCCACUCCUGAUGUGGAGAUCGACACGAUUGAAGACUGUAAAUGA
Molecule: messenger RNA, 1223 nt
Organism: Sinocyclocheilus rhinocerous
Lineage: Eukaryota; Metazoa; Chordata; Actinopteri; Cypriniformes; Cyprinidae
Product: GRAM domain-containing protein 2-like
Exons: 10
Coding region: 576-1223 (215 amino acids)
Source: RefSeq, a predicted model, not a curated record